CUUAUGGCUAAUUAUCUGCAACAACAGCAGCUUAUGGUUAAUUGCCAUCCCAAGUUACUUACGGUUAAUAACCUGUAACAACUACUACAGCUUAUGGAUAAUUACCAUCAACUACAACCUAGGCCUAUGGAUAAUUACCAUCAAAUGCAUAUGGUCAAGUGACAACAACCACUUAAUAAUAUUCAACAGGAUGGCAAUAAGUAUUUCCAUCAGCUGCAGGUAAUGUUCAACAACCUUAAUUCUAACAAUAAUAACCCUAGUAAGCUAUGCAAAGACCAGGAUAAAGUCCAAAAUAUUAAUGAUGAUAUAAAUACAU
Molecule: messenger RNA, 316 nt
Organism: Paramecium primaurelia
Lineage: Eukaryota; Ciliophora; Oligohymenophorea; Peniculida; Parameciidae
Source: the annotation of a GenBank genome assembly